AUGCUAUCUAAGAACUCGACCAUGAGACGCACAAGCAAGCAAGACAGCAAAAAGAGACACUCGAUGAUGGUAUCGCCCUCGAGCCUGGAUAUGACAGGGUUUUCAUCGUUCACAGCGUUUUCCGGUCUGUACGGAUCCAAAGCCGGGAACCGGUCCGCAGAAGACAUGCGGAGCGGCGAUGCGAGCUUUGUGGCGCCGCCAGAGACUAGUCGCAAGUCACAUAUUGGCAAGUCCAAAACCUCGAGUUUGAAGCGCAGCACCGUGCUGCUGGACGACAGUAUGGUUCGCGAGUACAAUCUCGCCAUUCAAGAGCUUACGAAGGAGCAGACAGACCACUUUUCGCCACAGAGGAAAACGCCGCAUCGGUCACACCACAGCACUGUUUCCGCCUCUUCCAGCAUGUCGUCGUUGUUCUCCCGGGAAAGCUCCAUGUCGGUUCAGGACCUUAUGUACGAGAAAUGCGAUGCCGAACUUCCGAGCCAGACCAAAUACCAAGGAAAGGGCUUUUUCACCGAGGCCGAGGAGCUGGAGAAAUGGAACUGGCGCGAUGAGUCGUUGGAACACACGAAAAGAACUCAGUUGGACUUUUUUUGA
Messenger RNA from Lachancea nothofagi CBS 11611, 594 nucleotides. The record is from the annotation of a GenBank genome assembly. Lineage: Eukaryota; Fungi; Ascomycota; Saccharomycetes; Saccharomycetales; Saccharomycetaceae.